UGACAUAUGAUUUAAAGAGACUAGUUAAUAAUUUAUAUUAACUAAAUGUGUGAAGGUUUUGUGAUAUUUUAGCAUAAUCGUACCGCAUUUAUAGAUUUUUAUUAAACAUAAACUUUUGUGUUGUUAAUAAAAUAUGUCUUCUGCUAGUAAAACUAAAGAUACCAAACCAGAACCAAUUGCAUACAGCGAAACAGCGUUGAGAAACAAUGCAGUUGUUGUAGAAUAUUGUAGAACAUCUAUGGCUGCAUUGUCGGGUUCGACUGCAGGUAUUCUGGGCUUGACAGGACUCAACGGAUUUGCUUUUUAUGUUUUCUCCGUUGUGGUUCUCUGGGUUAUGUUCAUGAUCAAAGCUGGACCAAACUGGAACAAAUACUAUGUCAGCCGACAGAGCCUUCUAACUAAUGGAUUCUUUGGAGCCUUAUUCACUUACAUACUAUUCUGGACAUUUAUAUAUGGGAUGGUGCAUGUUUAUUAGAAUAAAAUAGCAUUUGAAUUAAGAAUGAUUGAGAAUGGUUCUCUUUAUUAUUGUUAAUAGUCAUUAAUUUCAAAUAUACCUAAGAAGGGACUGUUUGGACGUGGAAAUAGAAUGCAGAAAUAUAUUCAAAUAUGUUAUUCUCUAAGUAUCCGUAACAACAUUUUCGUAAAAUCUUAUAUAAAUAUCCUGUAUAUCCUGUAUAUCCUGUAUCAUAUACCUACUUAUUGUAACGAAAAUGAGGUAACAAAUUCACUCACAUUCAUAGUAUACAAUAAAAUAAAAAAAUAUAUAUAUCAAAAUGCGUAAUAAUUCUGUUAAAUGAUGUCCAAAGAAAAUAUAUCACAAAGAAACAUUGAGAAUACAUAUAUAGAAUUACUACUUAUGGUAAAACAUGAAUGUAUUAGGUACUAUGGAAGCAUUUUUUGGUUAAAAAGAAUAUUUUAUUGUGAAAUGGGUAUAUUUCUUUGUUAUUUAUAAGGACUUUGUAUUGUAUAAUAUUAAAGUCAAAUAAAUUCUCCUCCUAUUUGAA
Molecule: messenger RNA, 1004 nt
Organism: Danaus plexippus (monarch butterfly)
Lineage: Eukaryota; Metazoa; Arthropoda; Insecta; Lepidoptera; Nymphalidae
Gene: EMC6
Product: ER membrane protein complex subunit 6
Exons: 2
Coding region: 134-475 (113 amino acids)
Biological process (GO): protein folding in endoplasmic reticulum; autophagosome assembly
Cellular component (GO): membrane; endoplasmic reticulum; EMC complex
Source: RefSeq, a predicted model, not a curated record